CUUUAUUUCUAGGGCAAAAGAUUAGCCUAUCUAGCCUCAAAUCUACAUUGUUUUCAUUGUUUACUAUAAGUUAAACUCAAUAAGGUAUAUCAAGAAGACGUAGGCAAAAGCUCUUAAGAAAGGGUAACAAAACCAUUUUAAGAGAGAAAAACCUCACAUAAAUGGUGACAAUCUCACCUUUAUUCAUUUUUCCUAAUCACUAGGAUAGAGAGAGUGCAAUUAGAGAAAAAGGAAGAUCCAGGAGAGGAAGGGGAUGAGGUCAACAGAGAUAGAAAGAGAGGUGAUUAACGAGAUUCUUUUCGAAAACGGUGAAUACGACAAUUAUCGAGGGAGGAUUGCUGAUUCUUCAAAGCAUGGUGGAGUCAGAGCUGCUAGUUUCGCUUGCGCUGUGGAGGUAUUAGAGAACGUGGUGUUCCUAUCUAAUGCAAUAAAUUUUGUUGCAUACUUCAUCAAGUCCAUGCAUUACCCUGCCGCUGAAGCUGCAAAUAUGGUCACCAAUUUCAUGGGUACCUCUUUCCUUCUAACUAUUGUCGGUGGCUUCAUCAGCGACUCUUUCUUCACUAGAUUCAGGACAUUUAUCUUCUCCUGUACGGUAGAGUUGAUGGGACUGAUUCUGCUGGCAGUUCAAGCACAAUAUUCUGAGUUACAGCCGGCCAUGAACAAACGGCCUUCCGAAUAUCAGGCGGCUGUUCUUUACGUCGGCCUGUACGCAAUGGCAGCGGGAAUUGGUGGCAUCAAAGCUGCAUUGCCUGCACAUGGCGCUGAUCAGCUUGACCGCAGAAACCAACGCCUCAUUUCUGCAUUCUUCAAUUGGUAUUUCUUUUCUCUUUGCACUGGUGGUCUCAUAGCUUGCACCUUCAUGGUCUGGAUCCAAGAAAACAAAGGGUGGAAAAUGAAUUUUAACAUCUCCAUCGGCAUCUUAAGCUUGGCACUCUGCAUUUUCGCGGCUGGGUUUCCAAUUUAUAGAUACAAACGUCCUGGAGGAAGUCCAAUCGCCAGAAUGUGCAAGGUUUUUGUCGCGGCAAUCCGAAGCAGGAAUUCCUUAACGCCAGAAACAGAGACCAGGAUGCAAAUUUCAAGUGCAAGAACAAUCCGAUGGAAGUUCAGGUUCUUAAACAAAGCGUUAAUGGAUGAGAAAAUUACCGCAACUGAGGUCCAGGAAACGAAGACAUUUUUGGGACUUCUUCCCAUCUUUGCGAGUACAAUCAUGAUGAAUUGUUGCUUGGCUCAGUUACAGACGUUCACCGUAGAACAAGGAAUCAUGAUGGGCAGAACAAUGAAGAAUUUCACGAUCCCUACCCAAUCACUGACAGUUUUUCCCUUAAUAAUCAUGCUCGCUUCAAUACCUUUAUAUGAACGAUUCGCGCGCAUUGUUGGAACCAAACAGAGCUGGAUAAGCAAUUGGCUCCGGCCGCUAAAGAGGAUUGGGGUGGGUCUGGCGCUGGCAUCGGCUUCCAUGGCAGCCGCUGCAGUAGUUGAGGCCAAAAGGCGAGAGGAAGAGGUGAGCAAAGGGGCCGCAAUCUCUGUGUUCUGGCUGGCGUGGCAAUAUCUGCUGCUGGGAGUCGCCGAUGUGCUAGCGCUUGGAGGGAUGCUCGAGUUUUUCUACUCGGGAGCACCGGAUAGCAUGAGGAGCAUUAGCACGGCACUGUCUUGGUGCUCAACGGCGAUGGGUUACUUCAUAAGCUCGGUGCUGGUGACGAUUGCGAACUCCAUCAGCGAGAAAUUCCGUAAAAAGUGGUUGCCAGGACAUGAUUUGAAUCACGGCCGUUUGGAUCUGUUUUAUACUCUUCUUUGCGCUCUGAACUUUCUUAAUCUUUUGAACUACAUUUUCUGGGCUAAGCGGUACCAGGUGGAGUAGUUUCAUUUUAUAAUUUAUUUUAUAAAUUUAUUUAAAUAUU
Molecule: messenger RNA, 1898 nt
Organism: Rubroshorea leprosula
Lineage: Eukaryota; Viridiplantae; Streptophyta; Magnoliopsida; Malvales; Dipterocarpaceae
Source: the annotation of a GenBank genome assembly